Molecule: messenger RNA, 7917 nt
Organism: Zalophus californianus (California sea lion)
Lineage: Eukaryota; Metazoa; Chordata; Mammalia; Carnivora; Otariidae
Gene: TRIM71
Product: tripartite motif containing 71
Exons: 4
Coding region: 15-2624 (869 amino acids)
Biological process (GO): proteasome-mediated ubiquitin-dependent protein catabolic process; protein polyubiquitination
Molecular function (GO): zinc ion binding; ubiquitin protein ligase activity; protein binding
Source: RefSeq, a predicted model, not a curated record
GAGUCGGCUUGCAAAUGGCUUCGUUCCCUGAGACCGACUUCCAGAUCUGCCUGCUGUGCAAGGAGAUGUGCGGCUCGCCGGCGCCGCUCUCCUCCAACUCGUCUGCGUCGUCGUCGUCCUCGCAGACGUCCACGUCGUCGGGGGGCGGCGGCGGGGGUCCGGGGGCCGCGGCGCGCCGCCUCCACGUCCUGCCCUGCCUGCACGCCUUCUGCCGCCCGUGCCUCGAGGCGCACCGGCUGCCGGCGGCUGGCGGCAGCGCGCCGGGAGAGCCCCUCAAGCUGCGCUGCCCAGUGUGCGACCAGAAAGUAGUGUUGGCCGAGGCGGCGGGCAUGGAUGCGCUUCCCUCGUCCGCCUUCCUGCUCAGCAACCUGCUCGACGCCGUGGUGGCCACGGCCGACGAGCCGCCGCCCAAGAACGGGCGUGCCGGAGCCCCGGCGGGGGCGGGCGGCCACAGCAACCACCGCCACCACGCGCACCACGCGCACCCGCGCGCCUCCGCCUCGGCCCCGCCGCCACUCCCGCCGGCGCCGCCGCCGCCCGCGCCUUCCCGCUCUGCGCCCGGCGGCCCGGCGGCCUCUCCGUCCGCGCUGCUGUUGCGCCGGCCUCACGGCUGCAGCUCCUGUGACGAGGGCAACGCGGCCUCGUCGCGCUGCCUGGACUGCCAGGAGCACCUGUGCGACAACUGCGUCCGCGCGCACCAGCGCGUGCGCCUCACUAAGGACCACUACAUCGAGCGCGGCCCGCCAGGUCCCGCCGCCGCGGCCGCCGCGCAGCAGCUCGGGCUCGGGCCGCCUUUCCCCGGCGCGCCCUUCUCCAUCCUGUCGGUGUUUCCCGAGCGCCUCGGCUUCUGCCAGCACCACGACGAUGAGGUGCUGCACCUGUACUGUGACACCUGUUCGGUGCCCAUCUGUCGUGAGUGUACGAUGGGCCGGCAUGGGGGCCACAGCUUCAUCUACCUCCAGGAGGCGCUGCAGGACUCACGGGCACUUACCAUCCAGCUGCUGGCCGAUGCGCAGCAGGGCCGCCAGGCAAUCCAGCUGAGCAUCGAGCAGGCCCAGACGGUGGCAGAGCAGGUAGAGAUGAAGGCAAAGGUGGUACAGUCGGAGGUCAAAGCCGUGACGGCAAGGCACAAGAAGGCCCUGGAGGAGCGGGAGUGUGAGCUGCUGUGGAAGGUAGAGAAGAUCCGCCAGGUGAAAGCCAAGUCCCUGUACCUGCAGGUGGAGAAGCUGCGGCAGAGCCUCAACAAGCUUGAGAGCACCAUCAGUGCUGUCCAGCAGGUCCUGGAGGAGGGCCGGGCGCUGGACGUCCUGCUGGCCCGGGACCGCAUGCUGGCCCAGGUGCAGGAGCUGAAGACCGUGCGCAGCUUCCUGCAGCCCCAGGAAGACGACCGCGUCAUGUUCACACCCCCCGACCAGGCCCUGUACCUCGCCAUCAAGUCCUUCGGCUUCGUCAGCAGCGGGGCCUUUGCACCGCUCACCAAGGCCACGGGUGAUGGCCUCAAGCGGGCCCUCCAGGGUAAGGUGGCCUCCUUCACCGUUAUUGGCUACGACCACGAUGGGGAGCCUCGCCUCUCAGGGGGCGACCUGAUGUCAGCUGUGGUCCUGGGCCCCGAUGGCAAUCUGUUUGGUGCCGAGGUGAGCGACCAGCAGAAUGGGACUUACGUGGUGAGCUACCGGCCGCAGCUGGAGGGUGAGCACCUGGUGUCGGUCACCAUGUGCAACCAGCACAUUGAGAACAGCCCCUUCAAGGUGGUGGUCAAGUCGGGCCGCAGCUACGUGGGCAUCGGGCUCCCGGGCCUGAGCUUCGGCAGCGAGGGCGACAGCGAUGGCAAGCUCUGCCGCCCCUGGGGCGUGAGUGUGGACAAGGAGGGCUACAUCGUUGUGGCCGACCGCAGCAACAACCGCAUCCAGGUGUUCAAGCCGUGUGGCGCCUUCCACCACAAAUUCGGCACCCUGGGCUCCCGACCCGGACAGUUUGACCGGCCAGCCGGUGUGGCCUGCGAUGCCUCCCGCAGGAUCGUGGUGGCCGACAAGGACAAUCAUCGCAUCCAGGUCUUCACGUUCGAGGGCCAGUUCCUGCUCAAGUUUGGUGAGAAGGGAACCAAAAACGGGCAGUUCAACUACCCUUGGGACGUGGCGGUGAACUCUGAGGGCAAGAUCCUGGUCUCUGACACCCGCAACCACCGGAUCCAGCUGUUUGGGCCCGACGGCAUCUUUCUGAAUAAGUACGGCUUCGAGGGGGCUCUCUGGAAGCACUUUGACUCCCCCCGGGGUGUGGCCUUCAACCAUGAGGGCCACUUGGUGGUCACCGACUUCAACAACCAUCGGCUCCUGGUCAUCCACCCCGACUGCCAGUCUGCGCGCUUCCUGGGCUCCGAGGGCACUGGCAAUGGGCAGUUCCUGCGCCCACAGGGUGUGGCCGUGGACCAGGAGGGGCGCAUCAUUGUGGCCGAUUCCAGGAACCACCGGGUGCAGAUGUUCGAGUCCAACGGCAGCUUCCUGUGCAAGUUUGGUGCCCAAGGCAGUGGCUUUGGGCAGAUGGACCGCCCCUCUGGCAUUGCUGUCACCCCCGACGGGAUGAUCGUGGUGGUGGACUUUGGCAACAAUCGGAUCCUCAUCUUCUAAUCCCGUUCUCUAGGCUUCCGUGUUUGGGCUGUGCGUGCGUCUCUCUCUCUCUCUCUCUUCCUUUUGAAUUUCAAAGAAGAAACAGUCUCAGGGAAAUUUCUUUUUUUUCUUUUGUUUAAAGAGAACAAGAAGAGUACAACAUUGCUUAAGUCCUACCUCAUCUUUAUUUUUUUACAGAUGAAUGUACUUAUCUUUUCUGCAGGGAUUGAGCCUGUGACGUGAUAAUUUCUAUCUACCUCAUAAAUCUUUACAUUUCCUUCUCCAGCAGGCCCUCUGCCCUCCUCCCCACCCUCACUCAGUGGAGUUCACGUUCCCCUCUGACCCUUUGUGGGGCGUGAUAUGCACAAGCCUGGCGUCUCUGUGGCUGGGGGGGGGACUGGAUGGGUGGUGGGGUGUAUUCUGUAGAUUGAGCCAAGGAAACAUGAAAGAACUACUAAGUAAAAAAAAAAAAAAAAGAAAAACUAUAAAAUGUGGAAAAAUAAGAUUUAAAAUGCUGAAUUAUAGAGUAUUUGUGUUCUGGAGAAUACUGUGUUUAUGGGAUUAGAUUGUGUUGUGAUCUUGAUCUUUUUAGGAAAUCUUUUUUUUUUUCCCCAAUGCUGCAACAGAGAACUUUUCUGUGUUCUCCUCUAAUACCUCAGUGUGUUUAUCAUCCUGUUCAGCAUCUUUUCUUAUUCUUAGAAGAUGUGGAUGUGGCUGUGGCUUGCUAGCCAAGAAAAGCAGACUAUUCUAUUCAUGUUUUAGGGUAUGUAUCUUUCUUCUUUUAAGGGAUGGGGUGUGUAUGUGUAGUGUGUGUGUGUGUCUGAGCCAUCUUAUACCAAAAUAGUAAAGCUGAAGAUCAUACACCACCACCCAAAGAAACUUUUCUUUUCACACUUUGGUUUCUAAAAAAUAGAUGUAGCUUAGGAUUUUCAAUUAAAAGUAUUCUCAAAAGUUAAGUAUUUUUAGUUUGUUAUUGGUUAUAAAGUUCAGUGGAUGGAAGGAGAAAAUCAGCCUCAUUCUCAGAGGGUGUCAGACCUGCCCGGCCUGUGGACUUGAGUGUGGGCAGGCGGGCGGGCGGGCGUGUGCCGAGGUGGUCCAUAGAGAGCAUAAGAAAGCAACAGGCUACCCCCAAACUCUGCGGGAGGGCAGAGGUCAGUCCCUGACCUCUGCUUGAAUGUUGUUCUGUUAAUAAUGCUAGGUGUUUUUUUCUGAACUUUUCCUUUAAAAGCACAAUUUUUACCUGCUUUGGAAGUUCAGGGAAAUAGAAUGUUUGACAGUCAAAUGACUAGGAACAGCCCAUCCCUACAUCCUCUGCUCGGGUCACUUCUACGGAGUGGUCUGCUCCUGAGACAUGCAGUAGGACCUCAUGGUUAACAUGAAUUUUCUCCCCAAAGGCCUUUGAAUGUAAAAGAUUUGUAAACCAAAUUGCCCCAACCCAAAAUGUAGGCUGUAAUAUUUUUUGUUACACCUCUGUCUCGGUACCAAAGAAUGAAAAUUUAGCCAGGCUCCCGCUGCAGAACUGUGGGAUGGCAUCCGUCACUUUACAGGGUUGGUUUGUAGUAAGCUGGACUUGGGUACAGAGCCUUGUGCUUCUGGACAUUAUCUAUCUUUCACAUGGAAAGUAGGCAUAGCUAAUAUCCUGCUUGUGAGAACCUAUUUGGGUCCCUACAUUCUCCAAAGUACUGAGGAAGAACCACAUUCCGGAGUAGCACACCUCAGGAGCCCAAGGUGCUCUCAGACGGCGGGGGCUUGCUUCCAGGGAAACCUCUUGUUCAAACAGAAGGACUAACGUCAGUUUCUGUUCCUGUAUUUCAGAGAAACUCCCCUUGCAGUAGAGAUGUAGUUUUAAAUGAACCGAAUGAAGUGACACAUGGAGCAAUUUGUUUUUGUCAUCCCAAAAGAAAAGGAGUUGAUGGUGGUGUAGCAAGUCAGUCAAAUUGGUUUCCUCGUUCAGCUCUUUUGGACAUUUACCACUUCAAGGCACCCUGUGUCCUCCCCAUUGCUUUAGUUCCAGGGUUUCUGAAUGACCAAAAUGGGAAAAAACUCACUUCAUAAAGGAGAACCGCAUGCAGUAAAGGAUCCAGAAAUUGGAAAGUCGCACCAGACGGCUGCCUCCCAGCUGCUCUGUUUCAGGGCAAGGAGGCGUCAGGAAAUCUUGUUUUGUAAACCCGCCUUUUCUUUUAUUGAAGCCUUUAAUUUUGAAUCCUUCCCCAGUUCCUGUUCGGUUGCCUUUUAUUUGCCCCUGGGUUCUAAGUUCUUUGGUAAAGAGUUUGUGUAAUUAAACAUUUUUAUUUUUUAUUUUGGAAAUAACUUGGUGCUGGUCUUCCUCCCCUCCUCACCCCCCAACCACCCAACAAACCACCCUUUAAACACCAAAGACAACUGGUUUUAAAUGCUUACAAAAUUUUAUUGAAGAAAUGGAUCUUGAAAAUUCUUAGAAGUGUUCUCAGAAACCUGGGAUGAGUUACUUCAGGUAGUCACUACCUUUGAUUCUCCCAUCUUCACACUGAUCGGUCCUUCCCAAUGUCCCUGUAUGUGGGGGAAUUGUGGGACCUGAGUGAGAGAUUUUCUUGCUGAAUAGUGGUAACGUAAAACUGUAGUUAGCAUUUCUCUGUGGAUUUGGUUGUAAGGCCAGGGUUUCCACACUUGACUGAAAUGAUCAGGUCUUAAUUAAUAGACUGACCGGUUUGCAGGCUCAAAGCUAGUAGGUCCUCCCCUGAAAUGAGCGUGUAGGUGCGUGAUGCGGCCUCUGCCCUCUGUGGUGGUACAUCUCCCCACCUUUCUGCACCCAGAACUGUGCACCACUGCCAUUUGAGAAACAUGGUCACACUUGGGAAGCUUUUGUUUUUAAAACACUGGCCAUCUGUGGCUGCCCGUGAUUGACUCCUGACCCACAGGGAUUGGUGCGAAGCACUUUGGAGUGUGUUUAUUGUACGAUGUAGAAGGCUCCAAAUCAAAGAAAGAGGAGGAAAGCCAACAUUUGGAACUCCGGUGUGAGUGAGGCUGUUCAAAAUUGGGGAUUUUAACUGGGUAUCUCCUGCCUCUUAGGUGGUGCUAGGGUAGGUAAGAAUUGGGUGGACGAGGAGGGUCUUGAACACGGUGAAAAGAUAAGGUUGUGGGUACUGCGAGGGAGGAGUAUAAAUUGUUUCUGUUAAGUAAAUGUGGUAUUCAGACAAUAAUCCCUACGUGUGUCCAAUCUGGUCAGGUGGCAGGGUGGCGCGGGGUAGAAGGUCAGUUUGUGUUUGGAGAUGCCAAUUGGAUUUGGAUAUGUAAGUUUGGGUAUUGAGAUGGCUCAAGGAGAUCUAAAUAACCCGUAGGUGCAAACCACUUUUGGUUGACAGAGUUAACAUUUCCAAAGUGUUAAUCUUUUAAAAAAGAAAAAAUCAUUUCUCUGUAAAUUUGGUCCCAAGAAGCAAUGCUGUCUCAGAAACCUCUGCUCUACGGUGGCUGGUAGGUGGCACAUGAGUUGGCUGGAGCCCAGUGGCCCAGGCAGGACCCAAGUGUACUAAUCUUUGAUGGAUGGAUGCCCUUUUAAGUCUAACUUAUUUGGGGAAACACCUACAGGGGGUACCAUAAACAGAAUCUAAAUUGUGUGUUGGGGCCAAAAAAGUUGCCAGAUGUCAGGCACUUUGUGAUGGAGCUAUAAGAGAAUGGCUUGAGAUUGGCUCAGUCUGUUUUAUUCUAGUUAAGCCAAAGCUUAAUAAUUUGAGGAGGGAAGUCUUUUUAGGCUUGAAGCAGCAGAGUACUGUUGAUGUAUGUGUUGUCUUCCUCUUUGGAAGAUUCUACAAUUGCUGUGUUCUGGUAGAUAGGGAUAUGCCAAAGUUAUAGGCUUGUUUUUCUGUUUAAAAACAAAAAUCCAGUGGUGCCAAAAAAGUAUGUAGGGUAUUUAUUCAAAAUAUCACUCACUGAUUUUCCAACAGUCUGGGGCUGUAUAAAAGUCAAAGUCUUGAACUUACUCGCCUGUGAUGAUAUCCUAGAGCCAGGCCCUCCUGGGGCUCUCUCCCACUCUGGCUUCCUGCAGGCCAGGGGCUCAGGACACGCACCGCAGUUCCACACCACACCGUUUGCUUUCGUUUAGUUUCUACCUCACUUUUGGUGAAAGUCAUCUACCUCAUGUUAGCGUCUCAUGGGUCUCUGAAAAGCAUAGUAUUAAUCCACAGGAGAGUGGGUGGGAGUGGGAAGCUAGCUCUAGAAGAAAAUGUUUUUAUAAAUCCAGAACUGACUUCUCCCAGGGGAAACAUUUGAUUGACUUGGAAACCAAAUAUUCCUGUACUCAGGCAAAUGUCAUCCUAAAUCCCAAGUAUUACUUAACCAGUCUGCCCCCCACCCCCCGCAACUAGGAAUUAAUGCACACCACUACCUUGUUCAGUAUUAAUGAAACUACUGGUUCAUCUGACCUAUUUGAGGACUUACCUGCAAAUAAAGACCUUUAGGUCUCUUUUUCUCUUCAAGAGAAAAAUAUUUUAUCUAUAUUUUGAAUGUCUGCAAAUCUACCCUUUUAGGAGCAAUUCUAAGGGUCUAGUUGUUGGAAACAUCAAGUAUUUGAAGGGAAUAAGAAUCCUUUAGACUUUGGGAUUGUAAUUGUAUCUUUUCUGGACCCAGCAGGAUGUUAGUCACCAUGACAUUGCAACAAGCACUGCUUCACUGAGCAGGGACUGGUGAGGUGCAGUGCUCUUUUGUGUUGUGUUUAAUUUUUUUUCUACCAAAGGUAACAUGUUGACGGGUUGUUCUUUCCUUUGUUGUUGUUGUUGUUGUUUUUAAUUAAAUACUUGAUGAAGCUGAAGCACAUUACCAUGGUAUACUGUAUUGCCUCUCCACCUCUCUUGCUCCCCUAGAUAUUUUUUGUUCUGGUUGGAAGAGAGGGUCCUGAGACCACUGUAAUGAUUGCGGAUUGGGUGAAAAAUGUCAUGGUGAAGCAGUACCUCAGUGAUGUCUAUUUUUAAAACUGAUCUUACGGGUUAACAAGCCAGCCUGGUGGGAUGUUUUCCAUCCAUCAUUUAACCAGUAAUGGUUCUAAAAGUUUUGUGUAUCCACACGGUCUUAGACCUCCUUUUAAUGAUUGUAUUAACUUACAAGCUCAGGUAGUAUUUUUCUUAAGGCUCUAAUCUCAGAGCACACUGACUGAAUGUUAACGUGUGUAGCAAAGUGUUUACUUUCUUUAAAUAACCAGCUCUGGAAUAGUUCUUUAUGUUUCUAGCAGUCUGUGUAGUUUUUCUUCAGAGGAAGAUUUUUCACGUUUCUGGGGUGUUCUUGUUUUUGGGGUGGUAUGGUUUCUUUCCUUUUUUCCCCCCAUUCUUUUCCCCUAAACUCAAUG